Molecule: messenger RNA, 3048 nt
Organism: Tetrahymena thermophila SB210
Lineage: Eukaryota; Ciliophora; Oligohymenophorea; Hymenostomatida; Tetrahymenidae
Product: transmembrane protein, putative
Exons: 9
Biological process (GO): reciprocal meiotic recombination
Cellular component (GO): nucleus
Molecular function (GO): double-stranded DNA binding
Source: RefSeq, a predicted model, not a curated record
AAAAAUUAAGAAAGAAAAUUAAAUUAAAGAGUAAUAAAAAAACAGCAAAUCUUUUUCAGAAGAAGAAUGUUAAAAAAGUUUAUCCCAUAUUACUUUUUAAAGGAAAUAGAUAUCUUUGGCACUCCGGUCACAUUAAAUUAUAAUAAAGACUCUUAAUACAGGACUUAUUUUGGAGGCUCUGUUACGAUUUGUUGUAUUUGUAUCAUCAUACUGCUUUGUAUUUCUACUAUACAAACUUUAUUUGCUAAGACUUAAGUUACCUUUGUUUAGUCUUAGAAUUAUAGUGUAUCACCAUCUUUAUUAGAAUUUGACCAUAAUGAUUUCAUGAUAGCAGUUUAAUAUGAUCAACCUAACUUUAUUUAAAGACCUUUUGUUAAUAUCACUUUACAAUAAAGACAUUACCAUAGAAAUUUAGAUGGAACAACUACUUCUUAAAAUACUACUAUUUAUUUAGAACCGUGUACUCUUGACCAUUUUAGAAAUUUGCCUAGCUUCAAUUUUAAUUGGACAUACGCAUUUUAGCUAGACAAUUUAUCCAAUUUUUUGUGCUUACCAAAGGGGAUCAAAUAUUAAAUAGGAGGGAUUUUUGAAAACGAAGACUUUUAUUUUUUAAAAUUCUCCAUAACUUAUUGUACAAAUUCUACCUAUUAGAAUCCUAAAAAUCCUUGGAAUCCAAUAUGCGAAAGACCAGAAGUAAUUCAAGCAAACUAGUUACAAAAUUCAAGAGUAAGAUUUUUCAUCUCAAACAAUAUAUUAAAUCCAGAAAAAGCUACUAACUCGAUUACUUCUUUUCUAGACUCUCAAAUUUUUAAUAUACAACAAGGGAAAAUGUACACCACUGCUAAUUUAUAUAUUAACUCAUAAACGCUUAUUACUGAUUAGAGCAUUUUUCCAAUCUAAGACAUAGAAACUUAAAAUCUGCUUUAAUUCAAGAGGAGUGAGACAUGGUAAUAAAAUGCUGUGGGAAAUUUUACUAAUUUUUGUGAAGUAUUUUUCGAAAGAAGCUACUAUUCAACAAUUGCUAAUAAAAGCUACUUAAAGCUAGUUUAAGUUGUCAGUUAUAUUGGAGGAUUUAGCUAAGUUUUCAUAUUAAUUUCAGCAUUUAUAGUAAGCAAAUAUAAUGGGUAUAUUUUUUGCAUUGAGCUUGCAAAUAAAUUAUAUGAUUUUGAUAUUCAUGAAGAUUCAGUCAGUAAAGGCAAAAGAUCAAAUAAAUUAGAUAGUCAUCAUCGAAUACAAAAUCAUUUGUAAAUUUAAAAUAGCUCUCCGUUAAAUUACUAAAAGGAUGAAUAAGCUUACUAAAAGAGUAGUUGGUCUCACUAUAAUCUUCAAUCAAAAUUUACUUGUUCUAAUAUUUAGCUCAAUAAAAAUUUAUUGACUACUAGUACUCUUUAAAACAUAAGAAACGAUAACCCUUUUAAUAAUAACUUAAAUUUGUAAACUGCUGAAUAAGACAAUCAUUUAGAUUAGAUGAAGAAAAUACAAACAGAAAAAGAAAUAACGCUGAAGAAUUACAAAAAUACUGAUUUUGUUUUAGAUUCAAAAAUUAAUUAAAAAUAAACUCCAAAUGAUAUUUAAAUUUACGAAAAUAGUAACGCUGACGUAGAUAAUCAAUAAAUUAGCUUACGAAAAGAAAGUCUUAAUCAAGAGAAAUCAAUUCACAUUGAAAGUGUAAACUAAACAAAUUAAUUUUAAUAAACGAAAAAAGAUACUAUUUAAUUUGAUGAAUUCAAUUAAGAUUUACAGGUAAAAAAUGAAUUUAAUUUCACAAACAGAAUUUAAGCAAUAAGUGAGUAAAAAAAUAUUUAAGAUGAUGAAAAAUAAAUUACUCAAACAGAACCAUUUUUCUAAAGAAAAGAAUCAGAAAUUUUAGACACAAAAACAAAUAAUAAUAAUGGAUAAUUCACUUCAAGAAAAAAUUUAUAUCAAUAUAGUGAAAGUACCCCAAAAGGCUAAGUCAGAAGAGCAGUUAAUUCGUUUGGCCGUGCAGCUCGUAGCAUGACUAAAAUUGUUUAAUAAAAAUUUGGAGGAGCUGCUGAGUAGUUUUUGGAGAAAGAAUUCAAAUCAAUUAUUGAAAGGGAAAAAAAAAUAUGGCUUAAUUUUAAAUAUAUUGUUAAUCAGUUAACUUGUGGCAAAUUUUUUUAAAGUGAACAUGUAAAAUUAAUAGACAAAGCUAAAAAUUAAGUAAGUGAAGAUUUAGACAUUUUUACUAUCUUAGAUAGAUAAAAGGAGGUCGAAAAAAUGAAAAAGUUAUUCUUUAAUGAUGAUCAAUAGGUUCUUUUUAAUUUUUUCCCCAAGCCUCUCAUCUCUAUAAGCAAAGAUAACACGGUAUUAAGCAUGAAACAGAUCAAAUAAGAGUAAAUAGACUUAGAAUAAAGUGUUAACAAAGUGCAAAAGCAAAAAAAAAAAUUGAAUAUAUCAUUCAAAAACAUAGGAACAAUAGCCAAGGCGAUUGUCAAGUUUAAAAAGGGAAGAAAUUCUACAAUGUCAAAUUAUUAAAGAUUAUUUAACCACUAUAAAAAGCUAACUAGAAAUUCUGAAACUAACAAUCCAGAAGCAGGUUUGAACAAGAAAUUAAUAGAACUCUUAGGAGAUGAAAUGAGGAAUAUAUUUGAAGUGGCAGUAAUAAUGGAUUAGAAACCUCAUGAAAAUAAAUAGGUUUAACAACUACCAUUGUCAUAGUUCUAUAUUGAAAGAAAAUAGUCUAGAGAAAACGAUAUUCACACAGAAUAAAAUAUCAACUUAGAAAAUUUGCAUAAGAUUACAGAGAGCAAUUAAUAAUAAACAGAUUAAAAUAGUUCAAAAUUAAUAACUUUUAAUGAUUUAUCCAUUUAAAGUAGCAAUACUAAUAAUAAAAAUCAAUAAAAUGACAUAUCCAUAUAAAUUAGCAGUAAUAAAGACCAAUAAAAUGAUAUUUAAAAUAAUCAUAAAGAUCUUGAUAAUAUACAAAUUUAAAAUUAAAAUGAGGACUCAGAUGACUAAAAGGUAUAGAAAGCAAUAGAUAUUCAAGAAAAAUUAUCAUAAAAUAUUCAAAACUCAAACAAAAAUUGA